Trifolium pratense (red clover) is the source of this 1744-nucleotide messenger RNA. RefSeq lists its product as uncharacterized. Bases 874 to 1482 code for a protein of 202 amino acids. The record is from RefSeq and is a predicted model, not a curated record. The transcript is spliced from 4 exons. NCBI's taxonomy places the organism in Eukaryota, Viridiplantae, Streptophyta, Magnoliopsida, Fabales, Fabaceae.
CCACUUUUAUUUCAGAACUAAUAUCACUUAAUUAUAUUUUCUUUCCCGAUCCCUAAAUAUAUGAAGUAAAAAAAAAAAAUCCAAGACACAAUAAUGGAAACUGAGAUCUAUUCCUAAUCCCUCCGCCGUCGAAGAAGCUCACAACUCUCCUUCAAUCUCUCGUUGCCGUCGAAGAAGCUCGCAACUCUCCUUCAAUCUCUUGUCGCGCAUCUCUCCUCUCCGUUGCCGUCGAAGAACUUACUCGACUGUUUACCAUCGUUUUCACGAUUCCAAAAAUUGGCUGAACAUGGAGAAGAGGAUCGAGACGUACACCGUGGUGGUCAUUUUAGCACGUACACCGUGGUGGUCAUUUUAGCGGUGGUGAGGAAGUUGGCGAUGAAGAUCAAUUUGAAGCAAUUAAUGAGAUGAUUUAUGAUGCUAUUAGGCCAUUUUCCAAUGUCCCCAAUGUGAAUGCUAAUAUGGAAAAUGAGACACCUAGUGUCGGUGAGGUACCAAAUGAGAAAGCUCAACAAUUUUACAGUAAAUUGAUCUCUGCAAACCAACCCAUUUAUGAGGGAGCUGCCGAAUCCAAAUUAUCUAUUUCUGUCAAGCUUUUGGUUGCUAUGUCUAAUUGGUAUGUCCCUCAAAAGUGCAUAGAUCAUUUUGCUCAAAUGCUUGUUGAUGUUUGUCCAACAAAACAAUGCUUACCCGAAAACCAUUAUCAAGCAACAAAGUUGUCAUAAUCAACUUGUCUUUUGAUUUGCAUGAUUUGACUUGUCAUUUAAAUUGCUUAAUGAUUUUUAGACUAUAAAUGAAUUGCUUAAUCGAGCUUCAAGUAAAGGUGGGGCACUCCAUACCACAGGAAGGAAGGUUCAUCAUGAAAUUGCACUUGACAUGAGUUCUAAGCUUGGGAGAGCUUUCUAUCCCGAUGAACUUUUUGUGGCUACCCACAAAAAGAAGACUGGCGAUUGGGUUGAUCGUCGUUCUGAGAAAACUCAUGCCGAAUAUCUUGAAAAUUUGGCCAAAGUGACACAAACUUAUGGUGGUGCUACUCGUGACACUCAAGAGGUUGAUGGAUCGCAAAGAAUUCAAAUAUGGAAAGAUGUUUCCAAGGGUAAGUCUCGGGGAAGAUGUUAUGGUACUGGACACUUGGCUAAAAACCUUAAGUAUAAAAACUUGAUUUAUGAGGCAGAGGCACCUCACAAUAGGGCAGAGAACCAGAUCAUUGAAGCUGCUAGAGCCGAGGCUGCUGCAGCACGUGCAGAUGUUGAGGCUGCUAGAGCUGAGGUUGCUGCAGCACGUGCAGAUGCUGAUGCUGCUAGAGUCGAGGCUGCUGCGUCAACUGCGAGAACCAGAUCAUUGGAAAUAAAGUUUGAAGAAUUCCAAAGUCGCAUGAUGGCUUUGGAGACGGCCUCCUGUAGUGGUCAUUCUCGUCAGAGUUCUCAUCCUCAUUAUGAUAAUGAAUUGGAUGAUCAAUCGGUUGAUGAAGAGAAAGAUGCUUGAUUUUGUUGGUUGUAGACUUUGUGGGUUAUUUUGAUGGUAAGUUUAAGAGUUAUUUUGAUAGGUUAUAUAUUUUGUGGGAUAUUUUGGUGGGUCAUAUAUUUUGUGGGUUGUUAUUUUGAUGGAUGUAGACAUUUUUGUUGACAUUCUAUAUAUAUGGUUAUACAUGAGAAAUAGAUGGUCAUGUUAAGAAUUGAUGAAUUUAAAUGGAUGUAGACCUUUUUGUUGAGAUUCUAUAUAUAUGAGAAAUAGAUGUUUAUGUUAA